This is a messenger RNA of Microsporum canis CBS 113480, 2115 nucleotides long. RefSeq names its product mucin. The transcript has 2 exons. The coding region runs from base 1 to 2115 and encodes 704 amino acids. NCBI's taxonomy places the organism in Eukaryota, Fungi, Ascomycota, Eurotiomycetes, Onygenales, Arthrodermataceae. The record is from RefSeq and is a predicted model, not a curated record. Gene Ontology annotation, molecular function: peptidase activity. Gene Ontology annotation, biological process: proteolysis.
AUGGAAGAGACCUUCAAUUGUUUGCGGGGUCGAUCUGGGGGACCAGUCGGGAUGUUGUUUACCAGCACCGCUGCAGCUGCUCUGAGCAGCGUCUUGCUCAUCCAGCCUGCCCUUGCUGCGCCAAACGGCCUUCCAUCCCAUGGCGGCCACCAUGGUCAAAAGGACCCCUUCGAGGUGCUUGACCCUCAGAAUUGGGUCAAUCCCGAUAAUAUGACCUGGGCCGACUUCAAGACCCCUCCAGGCACCAAGUGGAACGACCCGUCGCGAAAGGGUUCGAUCCGCAACUUUAACAUCGCCCUGGUAAAUGUUGAUUAUCCAGACAAGUCCUUCACCAUUACCAUGGCACCGGAAACCGACGUCUUCAAGAACCCCCAAAAGGGCUCACCGAACGUCACACGAAGCCAGGUGCCCACGUUCUACCGUGAUUUCCUCAACAAGCCCGGACAGCUCAACCGCGGUCACACCCUCCAUGAGUACUGGAUGGAAGACUCGAACGGCCGUUUCGGUGUCGAUCUGACCACCUUUGGCGUAUACAAGAUGCCAUUGAAGUCAUACCAGUAUGGCAUUGGCGAGUCGAUGAACGCUGGUGCUUGUCCAAUUGGAGAGACUUGCUACUACGAGAUCCGCGACGACGCCCUCGGCGCCUGGCGCAAGGACAUCGGCGAGGAGAAGGCCAAGUCCUACGAACUUGUUUUCAUCCUGUCUGCUGGUCAGGAUGAAUCUUCAACAUGGCAAGAGUUCGGCGAGAUCAUGUUCCAAAACAAGGAAGAUGUCACUGCUGCGUUUGGUCCUCCACCAGGCAAUGGCACAGGUAACAUGACUCUGCCCAACUAUGCCAAAACCCGCUACGUCGAGUGGACCUCCUGGGCCUCUGCCUCUGCUAUCUGGCCGAAUGCCGGCGAUGGCUCCUCUACUCAGGCUGAGAGCUCUGGAAUGGGUACCUUUGCCCAUGAGCUCAGCCAUCUCCUCAACGUCGGAGACAACUAUAACAACCCCUAUGGCGUCCCUCUCCGCCGUUCAUUCACGGGCCCAUGGUCCAUGAUGUCUCGUGGUUCCUUUAACGGUCCCGGAGGCCCACACACCCGCUGGCAAGUUCCACCACUUAAGGGUGGUUCUAUGGGAUCCCAGCACACUUUCCACGACAAGCUGAGACUCGGACUGACCACCAAGGACAGUGCCCUGAAUGUGUCUCGCGAGGCGUUGGCCAACUCUGGCCUCGUUGUUGCCCGCGUCACUGCCCGUGUCAUUGUUCCACAGAAGGGAGAAUUGAUCGGUAUCCACGUUGCCAUGAACGCCGACAACGCCCCCAAGUGUGACAUCAAGACCGACCCUUACUGUGAUGGCAAUGGCUACAACAACUACAACGUUGAAGUCAUUGACCGCAUGGGCGCUGACUCCUUCUGCCCAGACUCUGGCGUCAUGAUCAGCAAGACCAGGGACAGGGCCUUCUCGAACUACCAGUGGACCAUCGACGCCAACCCACAGGAUAUCAAACAGAUUGACUUCCACCGACCAGACGGCACCCCUGCCAUGAUCAGCAUCGGUGACUACCGCCAGCUGGCUGAUGCCCUCUUCCACGCUGGUACCCGCUCCGGAAGUCAGUUUGAAUACACCGACAAGGCCAACAAGCUCCAGUUCUACAUUAUUGACCCCCACCGUGACGAGAAGGGCGUCCUCUCCUACACCAUUGCUGUGCGCUACGUCGGCGGCAAGGACCCCCACAAGCGCGGCGUCAAACUAGACAAGAACGCAAAGGUCACCUCCAGCAGCAUCAGCAAGCCAACCGACAAGGGCGUAACCUGCUCCUUCACCCUCCACAACACCGGAACCUAUAACCCAGCUGCCGGCAAGGUCAAGCACCCCCAGGACGUCACUGCGUACCUCAAGUCCGAUGUCUACCGCCUCAAGGCCACCGUCGAAGGCCGUGGCUGGAGAGUCGAGGUGCCAAACGCCCUGGCUACCGCUGAAUUUGGCAAGACCGUCACUGUCUCUGUUGCUGUCGGCGCCGAGAACUCUGCCCAAGAGGGAGCCAAGGUCACCCUCACCGCUACCUCGGAGGCCGACCCUUCGAAGUUCGCUACCGCCGAGUGUAGAGUGAACAAGUCCCACAACUAG